GUGCCCCCCUCUCUCUUACUCGCCCAAUCUAUUAGCCAGCUGCAGAAAACUCAGAGCAUCGCCUUUUUUUUCCUUUUUCUACCAUUCCCAGAGUAUUGGUUCCACGCCGACCCUACGACAAAACUGAAAUUCCGAAAACAAACACCAUGUCUUCUGAAUACAUACGGAUGGGCCGUGGCGGUGCUGGAAACAUGAUUUCCAGGGAGGAGAUUCAGAAAAAAGUAUGGUAGAAAACAAAUACCUCGGUAAUGAUCGGGCUACCCAGCCCCAUGCCUCCAGGAAAGGAGCGAUUGUGAAAAGGGGUAGGCUGUUUAGGGCUGAGGCUAAAGCCCAUGUCAUGAUAUAGGAAGAGGACCUGGAAGCUCAACAAUCGGAAGCAACGGGUUCAGCAAACCAGCUUGCUGCAGACCAGGCAGCUGCCCCUCCGCCGGGCGAAUACAAACACAUGUAACUAACCCCUUACCCUAGCGGCAGACCCCACCACCUCCCCGCUACCCCACACUUACCUCACAUGACCAAACGCAUGGCAGGUCUAACCCCGGUCCCCCUCAAAGGCUAACGAACCCGUCAUGAACAAUUAGGGGCCGUGGAGGUGCCGGUAAUUGGUUCCAACCAUCAGAACUCGCAGCCCAAGGGGCCACCAUCACGGAUACUGUGUCGAUAACACCAACACCCGAGCCAGCAAUCGAAACUCAAAGGCCUGUGUCCCUACGGCCAUGGCGUGGCCGUGGAGGUGCCGGAAACUUUGCUCCGGACAGCGAAGAGGCACAGGCGGCUGAGAAGGAGGAAUUGGAGAGGAACCAGCGGCAGCAGCAGCUGGAGGAGGCGGACGUCAGGGCUAGUGUUGACUCCACGCUUUCAAAGCCGAGCCAAGCGCACUUGAAAACGGGGGAGAAGGGGUGGGACGUUACAGGGUGGAAGGAAGCUGGAUUGUAGAAGCGACUGAGGGGGUGGAAUGAGAGGGGGGGUUACGUUAGCAGGAGGGAUGAUUUUUUUGGAUUUCUUUGGAUGCGGGUAUUGGUGUUUCUCCAAAUAUAUUUAAAUAACGACUGGGGAGAGAUGGGGGGGUUGGGUGGAUGGAUUGUAAGAUCCGCGUUGACUUUCGAUUUUCACCCUUCUCUUUACAGAUUUUUUUCUUCACAAUCGGUCCUAAAGCAAAUCAAGGCAAAAAAAAAAGGGGGGGAGGCCUUUGCUUGUGCUUACACGCACAGUGCCGUACCAUACUUUUUUACACGAGGUUUGCUUUCCUUCACAUCCUCAUUCCAUUUUCACAUUGGUUUUUUUUUUCUUUUUACCUUUGAUUCUUUUCUAUCAAUCGUUUCCAGACGUAAUUUCAUGCCGCGCCGUGGUGGCGGCGGUGGAGGUG
This is a messenger RNA of Tuber aestivum (summer truffle), 1366 nucleotides long. The record is from the annotation of a GenBank genome assembly. NCBI's taxonomy places the organism in Eukaryota, Fungi, Ascomycota, Pezizomycetes, Pezizales, Tuberaceae.